Messenger RNA from Vanrija pseudolonga, 594 nucleotides. Its product is annotated as Gastricsin. Gene Ontology annotation, biological process: proteolysis. Bases 1 to 594 code for a protein of 197 amino acids. Lineage: Eukaryota; Fungi; Basidiomycota; Tremellomycetes; Trichosporonales; Trichosporonaceae. The record is from RefSeq and is a predicted model, not a curated record. Gene Ontology annotation, molecular function: aspartic-type endopeptidase activity. The transcript is spliced from 3 exons.
AUGACGGCGCUUCUCACUGCCGUGUUGGCCCUCCUGCUCGCAGCCCCGCAGGUCGCUGCCGGUGACGGCGGGCCGGUUCACCUUCAGCUCCUGCCGUCGCGGAAUUUGGCCCGGCUCCAUCCCGAAGACGUCUCGAAAGCGCAAGCCCUGCGACGCGACAUCAUCUUCCGCGACUUCGAGCGUCCCGGGAAUUGGAAGCGCCAGACGGGCAAGUCAGACUGGGUAGUUGCGAACAGGGCGAACAGCCGGUACUCGGUCCUGAUGGCGUUUGGCCGUCUGGGCGAUAAGGAGAUGGACGUGCUGAUCCCGGGCUACAGGACGCCCCCACAGGACUUCCUUAUAGAUAUCGAUACGGGCAGCUCAGAGCUCUGGGUGUACGACAACUCGUGCACGGCUGUCAAAUGCGGUGCCCAUUCAAGUGGGUUCGAUGCAAGCAAGUCUUCGACAUACAAGGACGCCGGGGUCCUGGGCGAGGUUCAAUACGUUAGCUCGUAUUGUCGUGGUCCAGCUGGCUACGACACAAUCGGGAUUACCAACGGUCUCACCGGGUCGCAGCGCUCGACUGUCACGGUCAAUCAGCAACUCUUCUGUUAG